AUGUCAGCAAAAGCUAACUAUGGCCAAAGAAAUGGAGCAAAUGGAGAUGUUGCUAAUGAUCAUUAUCGCCGCUACUUGGAAGACAUUGAGAUAACGCAUUCUUUAGGGGUUGAUGCUUACAGAUUCUCAAUCUCAUGGGCCAGAGUUCUACCUAGAGGUAGAUUUGGUGAAGUCAAUCCAACUGGUGUCAUGUUCUACAACAAAAUCAUCGACAAUCUUUUGUUCAAAGUCACUGCAGUGGAUAAGUGGAAGGGAGAGUUCUGCAGAUUUCUAGGAUUGGAUGAUGAGGAAAAGAGCUCUGUUGGCGGUUUGAUUAUGAUUUUCAAUCAAGAUUGCAUCGAUGAGUCUCUGAAUCUGAUUCCCUAUGCCGAUGAGUGCAAUUUGUUUCUCAACCCUGAUCUGGAGACUCCUAGGGGUUUCAUUGAUGCUUGGUCAAAUGAAGAUCCCAACAGUACUAACAACAACAACAACGAGUCCUCUGUUUCUUCACGUGGGAACCUCUCGCCUUCUUCUCUUACUCUGUCGAUGGCCACGGCGGCGGCGGGCGACAGCGACGCCCUCACUGGCGAAAUGGGUGGUCAGAUCCAAAUGGGUUUAGGCAUUAGAGAUUCAGAUCACCAUGAAGCCCAAGUUUCAAGUUGGCUGAGCUCUGUUUCUUGGGAGGGUUCCACACCUGGUGGACCACUAGCCGAGGUCUUGAUACUAAAAUUCGAGAAACUUUGA
Camellia sinensis is the source of this 723-nucleotide messenger RNA. The record is from RefSeq and is a predicted model, not a curated record. NCBI's taxonomy places the organism in Eukaryota, Viridiplantae, Streptophyta, Magnoliopsida, Ericales, Theaceae.